Molecule: messenger RNA, 276 nt
Organism: Dovyalis caffra
Lineage: Eukaryota; Viridiplantae; Streptophyta; Magnoliopsida; Malpighiales; Salicaceae
Source: the annotation of a GenBank genome assembly
AUGCCUUUCACUAUUUUUUGGGCUCGUGUCCGUGGUCGAAGGUGCGGAUUCUCUCACAAUGGCCCCAUCGAGAGGCCGGCUCGGGAUGAUGGUGUAGCUCCCGCUAGCACUCGGUCUCUUUCUUGGGCUCUUGUUCAAAGCCGUGGCGUAGACUCUCCCGCAAUAGCCCCAUCGAAAGGCUGGCUUGGGAUGGUCACAUUCUUCCCAUUAGCCACUUGGGACGGCGUUUGUAGUGAGCGACUCCAUGACAUCGUGCUUUUCCGACGUCAUCUGUAG